This is a messenger RNA of Centropristis striata (black sea bass), 2228 nucleotides long. RefSeq names its product cathepsin A-like. The record is from RefSeq and is a predicted model, not a curated record. The transcript has 11 exons. Gene Ontology annotation, biological process: proteolysis. Bases 91 to 1482 code for a protein of 463 amino acids. Lineage: Eukaryota; Metazoa; Chordata; Actinopteri; Perciformes; Serranidae. Gene Ontology annotation, molecular function: serine-type carboxypeptidase activity.
AGCAGCAGCCUUUGGGGACGUUGGGGGAAGUUGUUGCUAGAGGAAAAACCCUUUCUUGUCGUGUUAGUAAGAAGUGAGUGGAGGUCAGUGAUGUUGGCCGCUAGUCUGUUGGUGUGCCUGCUGGCCGUGUUUCAACUCGGCUCGCGGGCUCAGUACACUCCUGACGCAGUAACUCACCUGCCAGGUAUGACGUUCAAACCCAACUAUCGACAGUGGUCGGGAUACCUGCAGGCACGGCCCGGAAAGUUCCUCCACUACUGGUUUGUGACGUCUCAGGGGGACCCGGUCAAAGACCCUCUGGUGCUCUGGCUGAAUGGAGGCCCAGGCUGCAGCUCACUGGACGGAUUCCUGUCAGAAAAUGGACCAUUUCAUGUGAAUGAUAAUGGGGCAACACUGUAUGAGAACACAUUUAGCUGGAACAAGAUUGCCAACGUGCUGUAUAUAGAGUCACCUGCCGGAGUGGGGUAUUCCUACUCUGAUGACCAAAAGUACGCCACCGAUGAUGACCAGGUUGCUGAUGAUAAUUACAAAGCCCUGCAGAGUUUCUUUGCCAAGUUCCCAAGUUUCACUCAAAAUGAGUUCUUCAUCUUUGGGGAAAGUUAUGGUGGAAUUUAUGUACCAACCCUCAGCCUGCGCGUCGCUACUGGAGCUGCAAAAAUCAACUUCAAGGGCUUUUCAGUGGGAAACGGGCUCAGCAGUUUUGCUCUCAAUGACCAAACUUUGAUCUACUUUGGUUACUACCACGGCCUCUUUGGAGAAGAUUUGUGGCGGGAUCUGAACAUAAAUUGCUGUGACAAGGGGAGCUGCAACUUUUACAACUCCAGUUCAGACAUCUGUAAGACACUGGUGACUGUGGCCUUUGGUAUCGUGUUUGAGAGCGGACUUAAUGAGUAUGCCCUUUACUUGGAUUGUGAGGGCGGCAGAAGGUCCCACAGAAGCUACGAGAGGGCCAUGAGUCACCUGUUCAAGAACUACAGGAAACAAGCACACAUCUUCAAGUUUUCAGGUGGACCGUAUCCCACUGUAUCUCUAGGUGAAGUCCCUCCCUGCAUCAACAGUACGGCUCAGACGAACUGGCUGAACAGAGGCGACGUCAGGAAAGCUUUACACAUUCCUGACACACUGCCACCAUGGGACCUGUGCAAUGAGGAUGUUGGUGCACAAUACACCAACCUGUACCCCACCGUGAAGGAGGUGUAUCUGAAGCUGCUCACUCUGGGCCUGCGAGCGCUCGUCUACAACGGAGACACCGACAUGGCCUGCAACUUCCUGGGAGACCAGUGGUUUGUGGAAGACCUCGGCCUGAACGCCACCACAAAAUACCAGACAUGGCUUCAUGAUGAUCAGGUAGCUGGUUUCUACCAGCAGUUUGGAAACCUCACUUUCCUGACAGUCAAGGGUGCAGGGCACAUGGUUCCUCAGUGGGCUCCAGGUCCAGCUCUCCACAUGUUCCAGUCUUUUAUCACAAACGGCUACUACUGAGCCACGAUUGAGGCUGCUGCAUGUAAAAUACCUGCACUCAUCGCUUGUUCGAUGGUUCAUUUUUUUUCUCAGGGAAGAUGAUUUUGAAGGGAAAAGGACUACUGGGGCACUUGUUCUUGUAAUCUCUGAAUUUAAGUGUGUUGAGUAUUUAGUAAGGGACAUAUUGUUUGUUGUUGGCUUUACUUUGGAUUUUAAAUUAAACAAUUCAAGUGCCUGGACACCUUAACAGAUAUGAAUAAAAUAACUGUUCAAUAUGUGGUUACCAGUCACGUUCGCUCCUGCUCAUUUUUGGUGAUUUCUGACUUAAGUCUGGUUUUCAGUAAGUGAAAACCACAAUCCAACUGAGCAGGUGUGACUCUGACUGAUGUGACCUAUAAAUAGCAUUUAGUUUUGCCUUAACUUUUUGGUGGCCUUGUCUUUGGGUUUUAAGAUUGUCCUGAAACUGGGAACUUCAUGUACAUAUAACAAAGUCCUUUACUAUUCACACACAUAAAUCAGCACUUUGACCUCAGUUUCAUUUCAUACCUUGUGCUAGAUUAAAAAGAGAAAUUGUCCUUGUCCAGAUACUUCGACUACACUUAACACGAGCAAAUUAUCUUUUCUGUGGCACUGAUGUAAAGCUGACUUUUGGCAUUGGUUUUUUAUUGACAUUUUCUGUGUGUAACACAAGUUGAUUGUUCAAACUGUCUCGAUCAAAACUGCAACUUCACUUGUCCGUGUCUUUUAUUAAAUGGUUUGAACUGCCA